AUGGCACUCAAACUCGGAUCGUUCGUCGAAAGCCUGUGUCGCGACCCCCCCUAUGGUAUGGACGAACUGCGCGCCCGCGCCACUGGCUACAUUCAAAUGGAGGAGCACGCGGCCUUCCGCGACCAGGUUCGUGGUAAGGGCCCCGCCAAACCAGAACAGGGCCACAAAGACAAGGUUAAAGUCAACAACGACAGCCAAUUCAAGAAGUCGGCCAGGACAAACAGAGCCGGGAGGUACGACUUCUACACCCCUCUGAAUGCCCCAAGAGUCCACAUUCUGGAGGAAGCCAGUAACAGCAACCUGCUAGACCUCCCACCACCCGGCCACACACCAAACAGUGCUAACAAGUCCAAACACUAUCGGUAUCACAGAAACUAUGGCCAUACCACAAACGAGUGGCGCACACUCCGGGACCGCAUCGAGGAACUCAUCCAGGCAGGCCACCCCGGCCACUACAUCCACCGACAGCCAGGCUCCCGAGGUGGCCCCGGAGGCCGGGGACGCGGGAGAGGCCGCGGAUCAGGAGCUCGCACGGACCUACCCACAGGACCUCAGCAAAACGCCAAUGGCGCAGUACAGGCUGAAAUAAGCCAGGAGACCAAACCAACCCCCCUGCGAGGAAUAAUCAACACAAUUGCAGGCGGCUUCGCCGGAGGAGGUGCCAGCAGCUCAGCCCGAAAAAGACACCUCCGUAGUAUCAACUGCGCCCUUUCCACUGCCUCGAUCUCCUACAAGAGCUCACCACCAAUCUCUUUCUCCAACGAGGACUACGCGGGGAUCAGCCCUAACCAAGAUGACCCCAUGGUCAUCGGGGUAGAAAUCGCAAACUGGGAAGUCCAAAAGACACUCAUCGACCAAGGGAGCUCGGUCGACGUCCUGUACUGGCCAACAUUCCUCAGGCUCGACGUCCCCCAUUCUCUAAUCCAGCCACACACCGCGCCUCUAGUCGGCUUUGCCGGCGAACGGGCAUUAGAUGUGGGCCGAAACAGCCCGUUCUGGAUUCGGAACGGCCCAUUCCGAAUCCGAAUGUUAUGUGUAAAUUUUGAACCCUAG
Cajanus cajan (pigeon pea) is the source of this 1053-nucleotide messenger RNA. NCBI's taxonomy places the organism in Eukaryota, Viridiplantae, Streptophyta, Magnoliopsida, Fabales, Fabaceae. The record is from RefSeq and is a predicted model, not a curated record.